Vicia faba (fava bean) is the source of this 2730-nucleotide messenger RNA. The record is from the annotation of a GenBank genome assembly. NCBI's taxonomy places the organism in Eukaryota, Viridiplantae, Streptophyta, Magnoliopsida, Fabales, Fabaceae.
AUGCCUCACAGAGCAACUUACUUUUUUCCUAGGCAAUUUCCCGAGAAAAGAUUGGAUGAAUCUUCAAACAACAUUUUAGAUCACGAGAAGAAAAAACUCCCGGUCAAUUCAACUGAUGCAACUUUUUUCAUUGAAAAUGACAUUGUUACUUCUACAACUUCUGCUUCUCCGGCUAAAAACUCUGCUGUUUCUCAUCUUCUUAGUACCCGCGAUAAGGUCCGAUGCGAACAGAAGCAGAUUGCUGCGUUUUGUGAUUGGUUGGUUGAUAAACGACAUACUCAUCAUGCUCGUCACCAUCACCGCCGCCAUCAUCAUCAUCAUCAUCAUCACCGAUCGGAUCAAUGUCUACCUGAAGAUGAGCCUCUACUUCCGGAUUUGCAUGCGGAAAAGGAUGCUGUUGCUGUUGAGAGGGAGGUUUCGCUUCCGAGAUUGUCGAGUGGAAGCAGUUACGCUGCCAGUUUGUUUGCUUCCGAUGUUACCGUUACUGCUACAUUCUCCAGUGAUGAUAUUGCGAGAGAAGAUACUACGUCAUCGUUUCGUGUUUCGACCAAUGAAGCUACGAGAAGGAACGAACAGCAUCAACAAAAGGAGGAAGAGGAACAACGUGAUGAAGAAGAGAAAUGCGGCGAAGAGAACUAUGCUAACAAGUAUAAAGAAAACUAUGAACUGCAACAUGCUUUGGCGAAGAGGCUGUCUUUCUUAUCAAGCUUUGGUUCUGAACCGGUCCUCACUUUCGAUACUGGAUUAGAAACUUGGGACGUUGAAUCCGUUUCUCGUCGUUUAUGGGUGACAGGGUGUUUGUCUUACACGGACAAGAUUUCGGAUGGAUUUUAUAACAUAUUGGGGAUGAAUCCGUAUUUGUGGUUGAUGUGUAAUGAUAUGGAGGAAGAAGGGAAUUUCCUUCCUACAUUGAUGGCGCUUAGAGCGGUUGAACCCAAUGAGAGUUCAUUGGAAGUGAUUCUUAUUGAUAGACGAGAGGAUUCUCGUCUUAAGGUACUUCAAGAUAAAGCUCAAGAGCUGUAUUCUGCUUCUGAGAAUACCUUGAUGCUCGUUGAAAAGCUCGGGAAACUUGUUGCUAUCUUUAUGGGGGGCACCUUCCCUAUGGAGCAAGGGGAUAUGCAAAGGAGGUGGCAGAUGGUCAGUAAGAGGUUGAGGAAUUUUCAUCAGUGUGUUGUGCUUCCCAUUGGUAGUUUGUCUACGGGAAUCUGUAGGCAUCGAGCAAUUCUCUUCAAGAGAUUGGCAGAUUAUAUAGGUUUGGCAUGCCGCAUUGCUCGAGGUUGCAGGUACUGUGCAUCGGAUCAUCAGUCGUCUAUUCUUGUCAAGAUUAAAGAUGACAGACAACUGUCAAGGGAGUAUGUUGUUGACCUGGUUGGGGAACCAGGAAAUAUUCUUGGGCCAGAUUCAUCAAUUAAUGGAGCAUAUGUAUCUUCCACGCCUUCCCCAUUUCAAAUUUCUCAUUUGAGAAAAUCUCAAUCGCCCUAUGUUGAUGGUGCAGCAUCUCCUCAAGUUAUAGGUUUUAAUCAGAUUUCUCCCGACAAUCACCUGUAUUCAGGCCGUUUACAGGAAGAACAGCCAAGUAAAGAAACUGAUUUGCUGAAAAAUAAUAAUGGCUUCAUUUAUGCUUCAGUCGAUCAAACUUGUGGAGGUGCUUCUGAAGCUCUUCGCCCAGCCUCUGAAGCAUUAUUACACGAAAUUCCAUUUGUUGGUAAAGAUUCAGUCGUAGUCCAAGAAAUUUCUUAUAAUGAGAUCAUUGCAAAGGGAAGUUUGGUGGUAAAUGCCAUCCAGUCAAAGCAGCAACAGGUAGAAAGUAGACAGGGUGCCGGUGAUAUUCCAAAAUAUGUAAAUCUUGAACCAUCACUAGCAAUGGACUGGCUGGAGAUAUCAUGGGAUGAGCUACGGAUCAAAGAGCGCGUUGGUGCUGGAUCAUUUGGGACAGUGUACCGUGGUGAAUGGCAUGGAUCAGAUGUUGCUGUCAAAGUUUUAUCAGUUCAGAAUUUUCAUGAUGAUCAGUUGAAAGAGUUUUUGAGAGAGGUUGCAAUAAUGAAACGUGUUCGCCAUCCAAAUGUGGUUCUCUUCAUGGGAGCGGUUACAAAGCGCCCCCAUUUAUCUAUAGUGACAGAGUAUUUGCCUAGAGGUAGUUUAUUCCGCCUGAUACAUAGACCAGUGUCGAAUGAAAUUCAGGAUCCAAAGAGAAGAUUACGAAUGGCUAUAGAUGUGGCUAAAGGGAUCAAUUAUCUCCACUGUCUGAAGCCUGCAAUUGUGCACUGGGAUCUCAAAUCCCCAAACCUGUUAGUGGACAAAAAUUGGAAUGUAAAGGUGUGUGAUUUUGGGCUGUCUAGAUUUAAGGCGAACACUUUCUUGUCAUCAAAAUCUGUUGCAGGAACGCCUGAGUGGAUGGCUCCAGAAUUUCUUCGAGGAGAACCUACAAACGAGAAGUCUGAUGUAUACAGUUUUGGAGUUAUCCUGUGGGAACUCGUGACCUUACAACAGCCAUGGGAUGGACUUAGCCAUGCUCAGGUGGUUGGAGCUGUGGCAUUCCAGAAUAGGAGACCUUCUAUCCCUCCAAAUAUCUCUCCAGUGUUAGCCUCCCUAAUGGAAUCUUGUUGGGCGGAUAACCCUGCUGAUCGCCCAUCUUUUGCAAGCAUAGUUGAGACGCUAAAGAAGCUUCUAAAAUCACCUGCAGAUGCGAUAAAAAUGAGUCGAACGUUAGAAGCAUGCCGCCCAUCAUAA